GACGUAGCUGGGAGACAGUCUGCUGAGAGACGUGGGAUGGCGCUCCUUAGCCCUAGGGCCUCAGACUAGAUCUGGGAAUGGGGAGUAACAAGAUGUCGCUAUGAAAGCGAAGUCUCCGUACUACGAUUUUGCUGUUGUUUUCUUGGGACGAGCUGGAGCUAAUUCAGCUCUUGUCGCGACACGGCGCAAUUUUGUUGCGACCCGGGGAGGGCAGGGCUGCUGAGUCUGACUCAGCUUCUAGAGCAGUGCUUCGCAACUGGCUGAAUAUUACAAUCACCUGGGAAGCUUUAAAAAAAAAAAAAAAAAAAAAAAAGACAGCUGUUCUGGCCUGAUCCCAAACCUGUUAAAUCAGAAUCUGUGGAGGGUAGAGUCUGGGCGUCCGUAUUUUAUAAAGCGUCCCAACUGUUCCCAAGUUGUGCGGCCAUGGUUGAGAACCACUCUUCUAGAGCUUCAUUCUUACUCCCACGGGGAUCCUGAUUAGGACCACCUACGCCAAGUCUCCUUUUCCACUAUAUCCUGCGUGGGCUGUAUCAUACGCAUUUGGGUUAAGUUGGUGAUCACGGUUUUGGCACGGACACCAUUUUGAGCUCUACGAGAAACUUAUUAGUGGGCUCGGCGUGGUUUCUUAAUCACGAUCCUGUUAUUCAGUCUAAUAAAGAUUAUGGCCAUUGCAUUUUUCUCGACAGUGUUUCUAGUUUCUGCCCCCUUUUUUGGCUACCCGGUCAAAACGCUAGCCGUGGAAGGGGGAAGUCAAGUUGAAAUCGGUCUCUUUUGUUACUUCUUCAGCUUCACCUCCCCUGCUGAAUUCAGCAUGGGGGAGAAGCCAGAGAACUGUAGGGUUCCAGAGGAUCUGUUCAAUGGUUUGAAGGUUACAGAUCCCCAGGAAUCAGAGUGUGUCAGCCCUCCAGUUUCUAAUCCCAAAGAUGAGCAUUCUCGGAGCACGAUGCCCAAGGAUGUUCAGGCCCAACCCCAGGAGGGCCAGGGAGAAGAGGAGUGCUUUCAUGACUGCAGGGAUUCAUUUGAGAAGGAGGAGGCAGGUGUGGAUAAGGUUGAGGACAAACCUGAUGAUGAUACAAAUUCCUCUGAACUAGAUGAAGAAUACCUAAUAGAACUGGAAAAGGACAUGCCAGAUGAAGAGAAACAGAAAAGAAGAGAAGAGAGCACUAGACUAAAGGAAGAAGGAAAUGAACAAUUUAAAAAAGGAGAUUAUAUAGAAGCCGAACGUUCUUAUGGUCAAGCCCUUCAGACAUGCCCAUCCUGCUUCCAAAAAGACAGGUCUAUUCUGUUUUCAAAUAGAGCUGCUGCAAGGAUGAAACAGGACAAGAAAGAGUUGGCCAUCAGUGACUGCAGCAAAGCAAUCCAUUUAAACCCCAGCUACAUCAGGGCGCUGUUGAGGAGAGCAGAAUUGUACGAGAAAACGGACAAGCUAGAUGAAGCUUUGGAAGACUAUAAAUCUAUAUUAGAAAAAGAUCCAUCAGUACAUCAAGCACGAGAAGCUUGUAUGAGAUUACCUAAGCAAAUUGAAGAACGUAAUGAAAGACUAAAGGAAGAGAUGUUUGGUAAACUAAAAGAUCUUGGGAACUUGGUUCUCCGACCUUUUGGACUCUCCACAGAAAAUUUCCAGAUCAAACAGGAUUCCUCUACUGGCUCCUACUCCAUCAAUUUUGUUCAAAAUCCAAACAAUAACAGAUAACAAGGCAUAAUGGCUUCAAAAGCUGGCUUGGAAAUUGUGUGCCGCUUGCUGUUAACAAGAGGAAAGGCCCUGCCAAUAUUUUAAAAAGCAUCCCAUCUAAAAGAAAGGCUAUCCAGUAGAGCCUAGAGCUCCCCUUUCCCUCUUGUUUUAUGAUCAGGGUGAGAUGUCCUUAUUAAUGUAAUAAGCCUGGUUUGAUUUCCAUUUUGAGAUGGUAUCUGUGUAGCCAUAGUUCCUGGUUCUGGCUGUGUGUCCUUUUCAUCCAGAAGGCAGCCUGCUUGGCCAGCCCCUGGGCUGCACAGACCCAUGGAGCAAUUCACAGGUGUUCAGGCCCAGCAAAGGCUCUCCUGAACUGAGCAAACCUGUUGAACGGGAGAUUGUCCAGAUGUGACUUAUGGAGUUCCCGCCUGCUGUCCCCUCUCCCUGAACACACAUGCCGCCAACGCUGCCAUGCAGGGCCUUCCACAUUUUCUGGUUUCCUCUUACAGUAAUAAAAGCUUUCUGUGAUGGUG
Messenger RNA from Choloepus didactylus (southern two-toed sloth), 2202 nucleotides. RefSeq names its product tetratricopeptide repeat domain 1 (gene TTC1). The transcript is spliced from 8 exons. Gene Ontology annotation, molecular function: protein binding. The coding region runs from base 662 to 1693 and encodes 343 amino acids. NCBI's taxonomy places the organism in Eukaryota, Metazoa, Chordata, Mammalia, Pilosa, Megalonychidae. The record is from RefSeq and is a predicted model, not a curated record.